AUUUUGUUAUUUUCAUUCAAAAUAAAUAAUUUAAUGCUGUUUAUUAUUUAUAUUUUCGAUAUUUAAUUGUUUAUUGUUAAUAGCAAUAUGCAGUAAAUAAUCGGUACUCUUUAAAUAGUAUUGGAGAGAUAAUCUGCAUAUUCAUAUAAGAUAUUUAUUUUUGAACAAUAUCUACUUUAUGGUACUUCAGCCCAUUGAAUAUAAUUAACAGAAGUUAAUGGCAUUAAUGGGUACUAAUGCUUGAUCAGAAAAUAUAAUAUACACACAUGCCAAAUACUUUUCUCAAAAAUGUCUAAGCCAGCAAAGAAUACAGAUGUUAAGGAAGAAGAACCGUUUGGUUUGGGUUGCGCCUUGGAACACUUUUCCGAGCACGAGGAAGUUUUUAAAAUGAUAGAUAACCUCAAAAAUAUCGUACACAGUGAUACCUCGGUUGUUGAACGAGCUUAUGAAAAGUUUUCUUUCAUUCUAAAUCAGUAUAUCGAACAGCCUCAUUUAAUAGAUUCACAUAUCAGUGAACUGUUAGAGAAAUGUAUAGAGAUUACUCGAAAUGCCGAUAACGCUAUCGAAUUAAAACAUUUAGCAUUCAAAUUUAUGUACGUAGUAGUUAAUGUGAGGGGAUAUAAGGUUAUAGUAAGACACUUGCCUCACGAGGUAUCAGAUCUCGAACCGGUACUGCAACUUCUUGAAGCCCAAACACCUGACGAUCCAGAUACGUGGACGACACGUUAUAUAUUGUUAUUAUGGCUGUCUAUUAUCGUAAUGAUACCAUUUCACAUGUCCAGAUUCGACGGCUUCGAUAAGGACGGAUCAAAUAAAUCGAGCGUGAUGGAGAGAAUCUUAACUUUAAUCAAGACGUACGCGGUCGUUCCGGACAAGUGUAGAGACGCCGCUGCGUAUUUGUGUCAUCAGUUCAUAACACGAAGCGAUGUUAAAGAGAAACAUUUAUCAUCAUUCAUCGAAUGGUCUAAAGAACUCAGCCUUUCGAAUGACAGCAACGUUUUUAUAAAAUACGGCGUCUUAGCUUGUAUAUCGACAAUUUUAAAACACGGCAAACGCGAAGAUCUCUUACCAUACGCUACGAACUUGUUGCAGUGGGUCGUAAACGCCGAAUUUAAAAAUUUCCCGGGAGCGAAUAUUCAAAAAUUGGUGUAUAAAAUAAUUCAGAGGAUCGGUUUGACGUUCCUCGCUCCUCGAAUAGCCGUUUGGCGGUACAGAAGAGGAAACAGGUCUCUAGCUGCUAACUUAAGUUCGGGCGAUAACAAAAUUUGCGUUGUUAGCUCGACUUCCAAAUCGUCGGAUGAUAUCGAACCUGAAGACCAGAUCGAUAUACCGGAUGAAGUUGAGGAAGUAAUGGACCAAUUGAUAUUGGCCUUGAGAAGUAUAGAUGGCGUGGUGCGAUGGUCUGCUGCUAAAGGAAUUGGUAGAGUAACCGGACGGUUACCUAAAGAUCUUGCAGACGACGUUGUGGGUUCCAUUUUGGAGCUGUUCAACCCCAGGGAGACCGACAGCGCAUGGCACGGAGGCUGUCUAGCUUUAGCCGAGUUGAGCAGAAGAGGCCUUCUGCUACCAGAACGAUUACCGCAAGUAGUACCAGUCGUGGUGAAAGCUUUGGUUUAUGACGAACCAAGGGGAUAUUCUUCCGUAGGUUCUCACAUACGAGACGCAGCUUGUUAUGUUUGUUGGUCGUUUUCUAGGGCGUACGAAAGUGAUGUACUUGCGCCGUAUGUUAAAGAUAUCGCUAGUACUUUACUGAUUGUAACUUGUUUUGAUAAAGAGAUUAAUUGUAGACGCGCUGCGUCUGCUGCUUUCCAGGAAAAUGUUGGUAGACAAGGAAGUUUUCCACAUGGGAUUGAUAUUCUUACGACAGCAGAUUUCUUCUCUGUUAGCGUUAGGAGUACAGCGUUCUUAAAUAUUAGCGUUUAUAUUGCACAAUUUGAAGAAUAUAAUAUCGCUUUAAUCGAUCAUUUGGUUACUAGGAAGGUCGAUUAUUGGGAUUCUAAUAUUAGGGAACUAACUGCGAAAGCUUUGCAUAAUUUGACGUCGAAGAAUGCUGAUUUUAUGAUAUCGUCGGUGUUACCUUCGUUGUUAGAAAAAACUUAUUCGAUAGAUUUGAAUGCAAGGCAUGGAAGUAUUUUAGCGAUUGGUGAAAUAGUACUAGCACUGUCUUAUAUUGCAAAAUUGGAGAGUUUGUUAAAAGAAGAUUUGUUAGAAAGUAUCAAAUUGAUUAUAUCGAAAUGUAGAGAUAAAUUCUAUUUUAAAGGUUUAGGAGGGGAAUUAAUGAAACAAGCUUGCUGCGAUUUUAUUCAAAAAUGUUCCCUCGCCCACAUGCCUUAUCACGAUGAUCCAGUAAUUGAUGAUUGGCUUCAAUUACUAAAUGAAUGCAUUUCGUACGAAGUCGCAACGAUUCGUUUAGCAGCUGUAACAGCUUUACCUGCAUUACUACAAGAAUAUUAUUUAACGAAAUUAGAAAUAUGCGAUACAAUUACAAAACAAUACGUAAACGAAUUAAUAAAUACGACUAGUGAACAAAGCCGGAUGGGGCAUUGUCUUGCAUUGGGAGCGUUAUCUAAGCCGAUUUUAGAGAGGAAUUUAGAUUUCGUUGUCACCUCUUUGAUACGAUCAAUGGAGCCGACUCCCAUUUCCGCGAAAUGGGCUGAAAGUCGUAGAGAUGCUGUUAAAGCUUUAACUUCAGUUACUUUACUAAUGGGUGAUAAUAUUGGAAAAGAAUUCACCGAGAAACAUAUUACUGAUAUUUAUAAUACGUUUUUGGAAGGUUUAAUGGAUUAUACUGUCGAUAAAAGAGGAGAUGUAGGUGCUUGGAUUCGGGAAGCGUCAGUUCUUGGUUUACAAGCUAUAACUUUGUUACUAGCUAAGAUAUAUCCGAAAAUUCUAACUUCUGAGUUAGUAACCGAAGUUUUAUCUAGAAUAGCGCAACAGGCUGUCGAAAAAAUUGACCGGACAAGAGCUUUAGGUGCGCAGGUAUUUUAUAGUUUUAUACAUUCCGAUCCGAGUAUUCCGAAUAUACCGCAUCAUAAUGAUUUAAUUAGAAUCUUCCCUAAAGAGGAAUGCGAUGUAUUAAAUUGGAAUUCUUCCUCAGUUACUUUUCCGAAAUUCGUACAACUAAUUCAUCUACCGGCUUUUAUCUACAGCGUUAUGGUCGGGCUGGUUUGUUCUGUCGGAGGUUUAACAGAAACGUUGGUAAAAGAUUCCAGUCUAUCUUUCUUUACUCUACUCAAAGCGGAUUUGAAACCGGAGUUUAUACAAGAAUUAUGCGAUAUUAUAUUAAAAAUAUUCGAUAAUUAUCGAAAAAUCGACAGGAUUAUAGUACCGAUGUUUCGAUUUUUGGAUAAACUAUUCGAUUCUGGAAGUUUCGAUUCGGUUACUUCAGAAGAGAAUUCCGAAUUCAUGAAGAAACUACUCAAAUUAGUUCAAUUCGAAAUAUCAGGCUGUAAAGAUAUUUAUAAACUAAUAGAUGGGAUUAACGUUUUAUGCCAGUUUAUACAGAUGAAAGGGGCAAUAUCGGAAGUGGCGCUGGUUCAAUUGAGCAUUCUUCUAUGCCAUCGGCAGUCUUACGUCCGAAGAACUACUUCUAAUAAAGUAUACGAGGCUUUGUUAGUUUACGGGGAAGAAAGUAGAAUGAGUCCUGAAAAUUUGGAGUCUGCGAUGACGAUUCUGAGUUCGACUGAUUGGGAAAAACCCGUGGAUCAAAUACGACCGAUGCGGAAUGAAUUGUGCGGAUUGAUGGGCGUAAGGGUGCCGGUUGCUGCAAAGAAAACCGCUUGAACUUUUGCGGGUUAUUAACGGACUAAUAACUAUUAAUAUUUAAAUACUUAUACUCACUCAAAGUGUUAUACUGACUGUUGCUUUAAGUAUUCGACAUACUCGAACAUCUAAUUAUUUAAUUACUGAUUUAUUUAGCCUUUUGAAAAUAUAAAUAAAUAUAAUUUUUAC
This is a messenger RNA of Psylliodes chrysocephalus, 3951 nucleotides long. The record is from the annotation of a GenBank genome assembly. NCBI's taxonomy places the organism in Eukaryota, Metazoa, Arthropoda, Insecta, Coleoptera, Chrysomelidae.